Homo sapiens (human) is the source of this 5532-nucleotide messenger RNA. RefSeq names its product MANSC domain containing 1 (gene MANSC1). NCBI's taxonomy places the organism in Eukaryota, Metazoa, Chordata, Mammalia, Primates, Hominidae. The transcript is spliced from 4 exons. Gene Ontology annotation, cellular component: membrane. The record is from RefSeq and is marked validated. Bases 266 to 1561 code for a protein of 431 amino acids.
ACUUGCUAACCACAAAACCCGCCAGGCCGGUGCGGGAGCUGCGGAGCAUCCGCUGCGGUCCUCGCCGAGACCCCCGCGCGGAUUCGCCGGUCCUUCCCGCGGGCGCGACAGAGCUGUCCUCGCACCUGGAUGGCAGCAGGGGCGCCGGGGUCCUCUCGACGCCAGAGAGAAAUCUCAUCAUCUGUGCAGCCUUCUUAAAGCAAACUAAGACCAGAGGGAGGAUUAUCCUUGACCUUUGAAGACCAAAACUAAACUGAAAUUUAAAAUGUUCUUCGGGGGAGAAGGGAGCUUGACUUACACUUUGGUAAUAAUUUGCUUCCUGACACUAAGGCUGUCUGCUAGUCAGAAUUGCCUCAAAAAGAGUCUAGAAGAUGUUGUCAUUGACAUCCAGUCAUCUCUUUCUAAGGGAAUCAGAGGCAAUGAGCCCGUAUAUACUUCAACUCAAGAAGACUGCAUUAAUUCUUGCUGUUCAACAAAAAACAUAUCAGGGGACAAAGCAUGUAACUUGAUGAUCUUCGACACUCGAAAAACAGCUAGACAACCCAACUGCUACCUAUUUUUCUGUCCCAACGAGGAAGCCUGUCCAUUGAAACCAGCAAAAGGACUUAUGAGUUACAGGAUAAUUACAGAUUUUCCAUCUUUGACCAGAAAUUUGCCAAGCCAAGAGUUACCCCAGGAAGAUUCUCUCUUACAUGGCCAAUUUUCACAAGCAGUCACUCCCCUAGCCCAUCAUCACACAGAUUAUUCAAAGCCCACCGAUAUCUCAUGGAGAGACACACUUUCUCAGAAGUUUGGAUCCUCAGAUCACUUGGAGAAACUAUUUAAGAUGGAUGAAGCAAGUGCCCAGCUCCUUGCUUAUAAGGAAAAAGGCCAUUCUCAGAGUUCACAAUUUUCCUCUGAUCAAGAAAUAGCUCAUCUGCUGCCUGAAAAUGUGAGUGCGCUCCCAGCUACGGUGGCAGUUGCUUCUCCACAUACCACCUCGGCUACUCCAAAGCCCGCCACCCUUCUACCCACCAAUGCUUCAGUGACACCUUCUGGGACUUCCCAGCCACAGCUGGCCACCACAGCUCCACCUGUAACCACUGUCACUUCUCAGCCUCCCACGACCCUCAUUUCUACAGUUUUUACACGGGCUGCGGCUACACUCCAAGCAAUGGCUACAACAGCAGUUCUGACUACCACCUUUCAGGCACCUACGGACUCGAAAGGCAGCUUAGAAACCAUACCGUUUACAGAAAUCUCCAACCUAACUUUGAACACAGGGAAUGUGUAUAACCCUACUGCACUUUCUAUGUCAAAUGUGGAGUCUUCCACUAUGAAUAAAACUGCUUCCUGGGAAGGUAGGGAGGCCAGUCCAGGCAGUUCCUCCCAGGGCAGUGUUCCAGAAAAUCAGUACGGCCUUCCAUUUGAAAAAUGGCUUCUUAUCGGGUCCCUGCUCUUUGGUGUCCUGUUCCUGGUGAUAGGCCUCGUCCUCCUGGGUAGAAUCCUCUCGGAAUCACUCCGCAGGAAACGUUACUCAAGACUGGAUUAUUUGAUCAAUGGGAUCUAUGUGGACAUCUAAGGAUGGAACUCGGUGUCUCUUAAUUCAUUUAGUAACCAGAAGCCCAAAUGCAAUGAGUUUCUGCUGACUUGCUAGUCUUAGCAGGAGGUUGUAUUUUGAAGACAGGAAAAUGCCCCCUUCUGCUUUCCUUUUUUUUUUUUGGAGACAGAGUCUUGCUUUGUUGCCCAGGCUGGAGUGCAGUAGCACGAUCUCGGCUCUCACCGCAACCUCCGUCUCCUGGGUUCAAGCGAUUCUCCUGCCUCAGCCUCCUAAGUAUCUGGGAUUACAGGCAUGUGCCACCACACCUGGGUGAUUUUUGUAUUUUUAGUAGAGACGGGGUUUCACCAUGUUGGUCAGGCUGGUCUCAAACUCCUGACCUAGUGAUCCACCCUCCUCGGCCUCCCAAAGUGCUGGGAUUACAGGCAUGAGCCACCACAGCUGGCCCCCUUCUGUUUUAUGUUUGGUUUUUGAGAAGGAAUGAAGUGGGAACCAAAUUAGGUAAUUUUGGGUAAUCUGUCUCUAAAAUAUUAGCUAAAAACAAAGCUCUAUGUAAAGUAAUAAAGUAUAAUUGCCAUAUAAAUUUCAAAAUUCAACUGGCUUUUAUGCAAAGAAACAGGUUAGGACAUCUAGGUUCCAAUUCAUUCACAUUCUUGGUUCCAGAUAAAAUCAACUGUUUAUAUCAAUUUCUAAUGGAUUUGCUUUUCUUUUUAUAUGGAUUCCUUUAAAACUUAUUCCAGAUGUAGUUCCUUCCAAUUAAAUAUUUGAAUAAAUCUUUUGUUACUCAGUAGUGUUCUCAUAAGUAGCAUGUCCAGCUGGAUAACUUUCCAUUUAUUUCCACUAGCAAAAUGAUUAUGUGGUGAAAAUAUGCGUUCCACGUUAAAAUGACAACCCCCCCUUUUUCCCAUCAGUGAGCAAAGAGCUUCACUUGGGAGAAUCUAGCGGAAUGUUAGCCCACAUGGAGACAAUGAUAAGUCAGUUCUGAUAAAUGGCCAUAUCCACUUGGGAUCUGUUCUAGUUAACUUGUGUGUGUGUGUGUGUGUGUGUGUGUGUGUGUGUGUGUGUGACAGAGUCUUGCUCUGUCACCCAGGCUAGAGUGCAGUGGCGCGAUCUCGGCUCACUGCCAGCUCCGCCUCCUGGGUUCCCGCCAUUCUCCUGCCUCAGCCUCCCAAGUAGCUGGGACUACAGGCGCCCGCCAACACGCCCAGCUAAUUUUUUAUAUUUUUAGUAAAGACGGGGUUUCACUGUGUUAGUCAGGAUGGUCUCGAUCUCCUGACCUUGUGAUCCGCCCGCCUCGGCCUCCCAAAGUGCUGGGAUUACAGGCGUGAGCCACCGUGCCCGGCCUCUAGUUAACUUUUUAAAGAAGUAUUAUAGACAUUUUCUAAACUUGUACUAAGUUAAAAAUGUACCACUAUUAUUUUAUAUCCUUACUUAAAUUGACCAGCAAUCAGUCUAAGCUUAAUUUAGAACAACAUUGGAAAUAAUAACUAGCACAGGCCAGGCGCGGUGGCUCACGCCUGUAAUCCCAGCACUUUGGGAGGCCGAGAUGGGCAAAUCACGAGGUCAGGAGAUCGAGACCAUCCUGGCUAACACGGUGAAACCCCGCCUCUACUAAAAAUACAAAAAAUUAGCCGGGCGUGGUGGCGGGCGCCUGUAGUUCCAGCUACUUGGGAGGCUGAGGCAGGAGAGUAGUUUGAAUCCAGGAGGCGGAGGUUGCGGUGAGCCAGAUUGCACCAUUGCGCUCCAGCCUGGGCAACAGAGCCAGACUCCGUCUCAAAAAUAAUAAUAAUAAUAACUAGCACUAACAUGAUGCUACAAUUUUUACUGGUUACCAAUUAAAAUUUCUGAGAAAGGCUUUUAAUAAAGUUUUCCAGACAAGUUAUAGGUGAGGUAACAAAGAGUCCAGAAGUCCCCUGGGUCAGUUUGAUACCUCUUUCCUCUGGACUUCAAUUUGCUUAUCUGCAAAACAGGAAAUUUGAUCCCUUCCAAGUGUCACCAGAGUUUUUAAAGAUAAAAAUGGAAUUCAGAUGCGAACUUAAUACAGUGAGCACUAGAGGGCAGUAGCUGGUUAAUAAGUACAGCAAUUAAGACAAAUGCAGGAAAUGACAGAAAAGGCUUUUCUUCUCCUUCCUCCUCACCUCUUCCUUCCUCCUCACCUCCUUCCCCUCUGCUCUUCUGGUACCCCUCCCCCAUUUCCCUGGUUUACACUAAGUUCAUAAAGUACAUUAAGAGGAAAGCUGGUCUAUUGAAAAUACUACUUUUCUUAUAUUUUCCAACUUAACAGCUUGACACAAAUCUCCAAGGGGUUUACAUAAGCUUUAAGUAGGCUGAAUAAAUAAAACCUUGAGUCAAUUUAACUUAACAAGUAUUUAUUGAAUAUCCACAUGUAGGCCAGAAUCAGAUUAGUAACCAGGUGCCUUGGAAUUUUAAAAUUUCUCCUCUCUUUAUUAAUGGAUUUAGCGAGUGGAAAUCAGGCUUUCUGUGAUGGUUUAUAAAGGUAUUUUCCUGGCUCUCUUGGAGUUCUCUGUCCACCUUGCUGCAGUCUUUGUUGUGAUGGGGAGACCACAUGGGAGCGGUCCAGAUGAGUGAUGCUACGGGCCCAAACUGUUAGUGGCCGUGAGGAUAUAGGUUGUAGGGGACAUCUGGAGUGGAAAGAGUGCUCUUCUCACACAGCUCUCUCUACUUACUGCCCCUAGGAUGGUGGGUGCAACUGUGGCAAGGGCAGUCAGGGUAGGGGAAUCCCUUAGAGGAAUUCAGCAGUGACUAGUCUGGUUAGCCUUUCCCACAAGGCCCAUUGAGUUAUGAGCCCCCUCCUUUGGUUUGUAGAAAGAGAAGGUAGCAGCCUAGAACAGGUGAGAAGAUGAGGUAGGUCCUUCUGCUCAAACAUCCUCUCUCCGUAUUUUACCAACACGAUACUGACCUAGGUUAAAAAGCUACUCUUGGCCAGGCGUGGUGGCUCACGCCUGUAAUCCCAGCACUUUGGGAGUCCAAGGUGGGUGGAUCACCUGAGGUCAGGAGUUCUAGACCAGCCUGGCCAACAUGGUGAAACCCCAUCUCUACAGAAAUACAAAAAUUAGCCAGGCAUGGUGGCAGACACCUGUAAUCCCAGCUACUUGGGAGGCUGAGGUAGGAUAAUUGCUUGAGGCCGGGAGGGGGCGGUUGCAGUGAGCCAAGAUCGCUCCAUUGCACUCCAGCCUAGGCGACAGAGCAAGACUCUAUCUCAAAAAAAUAAAAUAAAAUAAAAUAAAAAUAAGCUACUCUUAGCCAGGCACAUAGUGGCUCACAUCUGUAAUCUCAGCCCUUUGGGAGACUGAGGUGGGAGGAUCACUUGAGCCCAGGAGGUCGAGGCUGCAGUGAGCCAUGAUCACGCCACUGCACUCCAGCCUGGGCGACAGAACGAGAGCCCAUCUCAAAAAAAAAAACAAAACAACAACAACAAAAAAAAAACUAAAAAACUCUUAAAAAACCUGAGGACUCCUGGAUGAAUACUGUUAUGUGCCUGUUUCUCAAUUACCCCUGGCCUGAGUGAGGAACUUUUGGAACUCUUUGGCUCCCAGACUGUGGUGGGCACUACCGGUCAGCUGCCCAGCAGCCAGCCCUAGUCCCACUUCUGCCUCAUUUGUUACAGGUUGGAAGUGCCAGGUUCAGGGAUGGGCCUGUGACCCAAGUUUUAGCUGAAAGGAAACCUACUAGGGACUUCUAGGAGAGAUUUUCUUGCUUGUAAAGGGAAGGCUGCACAAGGAGAAAAGCCCUUUCUAACCACAUCCCCUUAUUUCAUGCUUGGGAUGCUGACCAUGUGAAGACUUGGUUGUUGGAGCUGUGGUGGCCUCCCUGCCAUGAUGAGGGGAGAAGGCACUGCCACACUGAGCGUGGCAGUGGGUACAGGAAGAGUCCAGUCUCCGGGAUGCCUUGGUUAAUUGACAGGACAAACCCUGGAACUGCCAACUUCCAUCUUGUUCUGUAAUAAUAAAUCUCUAAUAUUUGUACCACUUUCA